GCGGGUCAGGCCGGUCCUCCCGGGGAAACACCGGUGUCGCUGCUCUCUGUUUAACCCUGGUGCUGAAUUACCUUGCCGCUGCGCUGGCGUUGCUGCUCAGGGACCCGCCGUUCCGGGUGUGACUCCGACCUCGUCUCCUGCUGCAAUCUGACCGAGACUUGUGGUCCGCGUUUCCCGCAGGAUUCGGUAUUCCCAUCCCUCUCCUCCACCAGGCUGAGCUGGAGCCCUUCCGCACUGCACUUCCCAGCCCGGCACCUUAAUGGAAACAGAAGUUGAUGGUGGGCCGAGGUGACGUAUGGCUGAGGAGCGGGCAUCCCUUUUUGCUUUGCCACAGCUGCGAGGAUGAUAUUUGUGGGGUUAAAAGAUUUGAACUGCAGGUGAAUAAAACUAGGGCCGAAAAUUGAAGGAUGGCAGCAAAUCCUUCAGGACAAGGUUUCCAGAAUAAAAAUAGGGUUGCAAUCCUGGCAGAACUAGACAAGGAGAAGAGAAAGUUACUUAUGCAAAACCAGUCUUCCACAAAUCACCCUGGAGCCAGCAUUGCACUUGCAAGAUCACCGCUGAACAAGGAUUUCCGUGAUCAUGCUGAGCAACAGCACAUUGCAGCACAGCAGAAGGCUGCACUGCAGCACGCACACGCACAUUCCUCAGGAUACUUCAUAACUCAAGACUCUGCAUUUGGAAAUCUUAUUCUUCCUGUCUUACCUCGACUUGAGGCAGAAUGAGGAAUGUUGUUUCUCAGAACUGCAAGGUCUGAUUUUUGUCCAUAGCAGGAACUGUCUGACCUUCUAAUUUCUUUACUUACCUGAAAACCUAUUUUUUUCUGGAUUUUUGUGGUUGCCUUUCGGAAGUGUGAGCUCUAACAAUGAAAAAGCACUGUUGUUGCACAGCGAUUUUUAUCCUGUAUUUCUGUUCCUCUGUCAGGUCAAAGUCAGACAUAAGACUUCCUUGGUGUGUGAAGUGCAUAGCGCUUGCUCUUCCCUGUUUCUGUGCUUCCUUUAAAUAAAUGUCCAAACCAGGGUCAUCAAGAGAUGCACACUCUGUCAGCAUUUGUGUUUCUUAUUAUUCUAUACAGGUACUUUAUUUUACUUUAAUGAAAGACAAAAGUAACUUUUGUCCAUCAGAACAGAUACGCAUUUAUGAAAUAUAUCAGUCUUUUAUUCCCCCCCACCCCCCGUAUUGCUAGUGUACUAUUUGCUGUUGUAGUAUCACCUGGUCUCAAGUUCUUAGACAUAGUAUGCCUGCCUCUUUAUUUUGUUUUGUGAAAUAUGAAAAUGAAUUAAAGUGGGGAAAAAGCAAUUGUUUCAAACAGUCUUUUAACAGACAAAAUAAAAGAAGUCUUUUAACUUCUCUGGACAUUUCAGAUGAAAAGUGUUGUCUGCAAGGACAACUCAGUUUAUAAGGUCAUAUUUUUCUAGUCAUACUUCUUUCAAUACUUAGUGUGUUUUAGUGUGUUUCCUUUUGCUUGCUUUUCUCCUUCUUGUUUUUAUCUGUGAUAAUCAAUUCCAGCUCCAUGCUGAAAGGAAGUCUGUUGAUCUUAAGGUAGAUUAUUUUGGAAUUGUGAUCAUGCUACCAGGAUAAAGUAACUUAGAAUGAAAAAUAGUACAUAGAUGUCUUACACCUCCACAGCUUUACUAACACUAUACUAGUACAUUGAUUGCUUAACCUGUGGAGGCAAGUUUUAGAAAACAAAAAGAAGAUAACUUAAAUGAGAACCAGAAAUCAGAAAGCAUCUGUUAAAUUGGUGCCCAUUUGAAGCAGCUCUGUCCAUUGCAGAAACUUAGCUGCCCCAGGAGGUUUCCAGGGUUGUAUUCUACAGAUUUCCUUAGUGCCAUUUAGGGUAUCCUGUUUCCAUCUGCAGGGGACUGCCUGAACCCGGUAAGCAUUACUGAACUGUAAGCACUGUUCACAAUUCCAUUCCUCAUGAGUAAGAAAACGGAGUGAAGGCCAAGAGAUCUGUGCAGGUCUGAGGAAAAUGCCACUGCUUUCAUAUACCUCAGCUGAGUACAGACCCCUGCAGAGGCUGUAGUGUAUGAAAGCAUUUUCAAGAAGGAGAAUCUUGUGGAGGAGGCCUGAUAGAACGUAAAGAUGUGCAAUUGUAACAUGAACUAUCCAUAUCAUGUGCUUUUUUGAGGAGUCCAAUGUGGUGAGUUAUGGGAACGAUGGUAGUUUUUCUGGGCAGUGGAGAAAGGAGUACUGUCAUUUCUGUUUUCAGUGGUUGGCUCUGUGUAGCUUUUUAAUUACCAAGAGUAACUUCACCAUGAAGCUGUCCUGACUAUCAUUAUUCUGCAGUGUGAGCCCAGUAUCUUAAGAUUCUUUGAAGAAAAAGAUCUGCAAAUCUCUGUGUGUAGAAGAGGCAGCUAUGAAUCAGUCCAAGCUUGGAAAUAUACAAAGGCAAAGAAUGUAAAGCAGAUAAUAGCAGGAAGUUUGAUUUUAGAUUUUAGUUUAAUUUUAAAAGGUAGGCUGGGCAUUUUAAUAUUAAAGGAAUUUUUUUUUCUUGAGAGAAGUGGCCGAAGAAUAUCUGCUUUCUCUAGAAACUGACCCUCUGUGCUAACAGAUUGAACUGUGGAAUCUCUCGGCGUUGCUGCACAGGCUGCAUAUGAUCCAGGCAAUGAAACAGUAAAGAGCCUUCUCCUUUGGAAAGCUAUAGUUGCUCCACUGAAGGAGUCAAACUUGCUGGCUGUGUUGUUUUCAUCUCAGGUAUCAAAAGAUCUGCUUUUGGAAAUCCAGAGACUGGGCUGAAAGACGGAGGUAUUCAAAAAACAGGAAAAAGUGACACAGCUGUUGCAAUAUUUUUAAGUUA
Molecule: messenger RNA, 2800 nt
Organism: Egretta garzetta (little egret)
Lineage: Eukaryota; Metazoa; Chordata; Aves; Pelecaniformes; Ardeidae
Gene: INIP
Product: INTS3 and NABP interacting protein
Exons: 5
Coding region: 408-722 (104 amino acids)
Biological process (GO): DNA repair
Cellular component (GO): SOSS complex; nucleus; nucleoplasm
Source: RefSeq, a predicted model, not a curated record